AAUGAUUAUGUCUCUAGCCCCCCAAAAUUCCCUGACCAGACGGGUCUCUUAGCUCCCUCUCUUUGUCCCCACGGGAAGAGAGACCAUGGAACCACUCUAUCGGGCUGGGUCCAUCCUCAUGAAGGUGAACACUUUACAAGGGAAGAAGAUGGUGGAGAGCGGCCUCCAGUCCGGAGACUUUUCCCUCCCUCAGUCGUGGCCUUCCUGCUUCCCGCCGCCAGCGGAUCUGGAGAUCCUGCAGCAGAAGGUGGCCGGGGUGCAGCGGGAGCUGGCCGACUUCAAGAAGGAGGCGCUGCAGGCCAUCCGUGACCUGGAGGUCGCCUUCUGCGAGCUGAACGGGGCGCUGGCGCAGCAGGAGGAGCAGGCGGCCCGCGUGAAGCAGCGGCUCAGGGAGGAGGAGGACCGCGGCGUCGUGCGGAAUAAGGUCCUCACCUUCCUGCUGCCCCGCGAGAAGCAGCUCCGGGAGCACUGCAGGCGGCUGGAGCGCAUGCUGCUGGGCUCCAACCGCGACGCGCUGGCCAGUCCCAGGAAGAUCCAGGCAAACUGAGGCCUCCUUGCGGCCGAGCGGCCAAGUGGAAGAUUUUUUUUUCUUUUUUGUUUUUUAAUGGAGGGGCCAACCUAAGUCCCUCUCCAUUUGCUACCCUUUCCCCAUUCCCAUUGCUUUCCUUCCACCUCAAUAACACCUUGCUGAGAGGCGAAAAGACCCCAGUAUGUUCUUUAGGUGAAGCUCCCGUUCGCCCAGCAUCACAGGAGGCACCCAAUCCUCAGUCUUUCAGACACCUGUAACUUUCACCGUUAACUGUUUUCCUGUUUGUCAUGGUAAUAUUGCUCAAAUGUAUAACAUGAUUUUUUUUUUUUUUUAAUCUUCUUAAACCGAUGUGUUGAACAGA
Molecule: messenger RNA, 890 nt
Organism: Neofelis nebulosa (Clouded leopard)
Lineage: Eukaryota; Metazoa; Chordata; Mammalia; Carnivora; Felidae
Gene: CCDC182
Product: coiled-coil domain containing 182
Exons: 1
Coding region: 86-547 (153 amino acids)
Source: RefSeq, a predicted model, not a curated record